AUGGUAGGAGGCAGUAAACGAACUGCUGCAGACGCUGGAUUCUCCCCUACGAGUUUGACAUCUGGUCAGACCAUUCGACACAUCAAAAACGUGCCGACGUCGCGGUCGCCUCUCCAUCCUCAGGUGUUAGCUUCCAAUAUGCCGGCAGAAGAGGUCGAAACUGUUACGCAAGGCGAAAAAACAGGUGAGCCUGACGGAGAGUGGCUGGUCGCAGAGUCCAAGUCCUCACGAAAGAAGAGGCGUAAGAUCCACCAGGACCCAGGCGCUCAACCCAGCAUCGCUUUCCUAGAUACGAAGCCUGCUCGUGUACAGCUCAAAGCGCUGCAAGAUCUCGUCCUGUAUGUUUUGGCCGAUGGAGUCGCACCCUCCUGGCUGGCUGUGAGGAAUGUCCGCCAAAUCGAGAAAGUGGUUGUCUUGAUGAUUCCAGGUCUUGACCGACAGCUGCUGGAAAAGUCGGAUAUACUGGCCAAUGUGUCUACGACUGGAUAUACGGAUGGCCAGGCUAUAUCAGCAGAGUCGGCUGAUGCCACAUCUGUCAGUACAUUCCCACGGGACGCUUCGCACUCUCCAGAAACCACUCUCGAUUCGCAACAGGAACUGGCGCGUCGUUUACUCCAACACGUCCUCGAGGUCAAAGCCCCCGGCGAUACGCGAGCGAACAGAGUCCACUCUCCCUUGCAGGGCAUGCUGAUUGCGCCGCUUCCCGAAUCGAAGGAGAAAGGCGGCUCCAAAGACGAAAAGUCGUUCCCGUCCGUCCGGACAUCGAUAGCCACCUUGGUCCACUCGGCCGAGGAGCUUCGCGAUGCAGAAUACCCGAUCCAUCGUGCGGCAUUCACCGACUCGAAGGAUGCACAGCUGGAACAAGACCGUAGAGAGCAGACUUGCCAGUCUACCUCAUCAGGCUGGGUAGAUACGGAUGUCUCGGUCUCAGAGCCGGCCAUCCCUGCAGCAUCUCGAUCCCACGACGCACUUACCGAAGGUCUCAAGCCGUACGCUCUUGACUGCGAGAUGGUCUUGACGGACGACGACAAAUACUCCCUCGCGCGCAUUUCGCUGGUUGACUGGCAUGGCAAAACCGUUCUCGACGAGUAUGUGAAACCAGCGCUGCCGAUCAAAAACUAUUUCACCCAGUACUCGGGCAUUACGCCACGACAUCUUGAGAACGUGAGCACUACUCUUGAAGACAUUCAACGCUCUCUAUUAGGCUUUCUAGGCCCCGACUCCAUCCUGCUCGGGCACUCGCUAGAGUCGGAUUUAAACGCGCUGAAACUAACGCACCCCUUCAUCGUCGACACAAGCAUCAUUUACCCACAUCCACGCGGUCUGCCGCUCCGGUCGUCCCUCAAGUUUUUGGCCAAUAGGUACUUGAAGCGUGAAAUUCAGAAGGAGGGCGCCAAUGGCCACGAUUCGGUGGAAGAUGCCCGCGCAGUGCUUGAUCUCGUGCGUCUCAAGUGCGAAAAGGGCCCGAGAUGGGGCACGCUGGACGCGAAUGGCGAGAGUAUCUUCCGCCGCAUCGGUCGAAGUAUGCGCUCGGACGAUUCUAACAAGACGAGAGAAACGGCCAUCGUCGAAUACGGCACGCCUGAGAGAGGGUUCGGCAGGGACGCCACGUACAAGAUUGCUUGCGCGAGCGACGACGAGAUUGUCCAGGGCGUUUUGCGAGCGGCGCACGGAGACACUCCCGCUCCACCAGAUACACUCUCGGAUUCCCUGAAGCCGGCCGACAGGAUCCCACCCGGUGGCGUCGACUUUAUCUGGUCGCGGCUGCGCGACCUUGAAGCUAUACGGGGCUGGAACAACCCUCCAACCGCAUCAACUACAAAUCAACUUCCAACCGCAUCAACUACAGACCAACUACCCAGCGACACGGCCACCGAUGGCUCGUCGGCCGCCUCGACUUUGGCCUCAGACCUAGACGCCACUGCCGCCCGCACAAUCACGCACCUUCGCACACUCUUUACAUCCCUCCCACCCCGCACGCUGCUCAUCGCGUAUAGUGGCACCGGCGACAUGCGGCCGGUACUGCAGCUUCAGCAGUUGCACGCACAGUACCGGCGAGAGUUCAAGGUGAAGAAAUGGGACGAGUUGAGCGUUCAAUGGACGGACGUCGAGGAGCAGAGGUUGCGCAAUGCCGUCGAGAGGGCGCGGAGGGGCGUCGGCAUCCUUGCACUGAGAUGA
Messenger RNA from Capronia epimyces CBS 606.96, 2178 nucleotides. RefSeq lists its product as uncharacterized. Gene Ontology annotation, cellular component: nucleus. The transcript has a single exon. Gene Ontology annotation, molecular function: nucleic acid binding; exonuclease activity. Bases 1 to 2178 code for a protein of 725 amino acids. The record is from RefSeq and is a predicted model, not a curated record. NCBI's taxonomy places the organism in Eukaryota, Fungi, Ascomycota, Eurotiomycetes, Chaetothyriales, Herpotrichiellaceae.